AACAAACAUAAAUUUUCAACUUAUGUUGUUGCCUCAGGACAUCAGUAUGGAGCUGGAGAAGGAGUCUUGCACUACUUUUUUAAGAUAGGUUGGCUUAGUGAGACUCCUACAAUACCUGUUUUUGGAGAUGGAAACAAUUUUAUUCCAACUAUUCAUGUUCUUGAUUUAGCAGCUGUGUUACAAAAUAUAGCAGACCACAGGCCAAGGUCUCACUAUAUACUUGCAGUAGAUGUAUCUAUGCACACUCUUCAAGAAUUAGUAAAGUGUAUCAGUAAAAAUGUUGGACCAGGAAAAAUUGAGAAGAUUCCAAAAGAAAAUGCAUUCCUGAGCAAAGAGUUAACACAAAUGCAUUUGGAUAUGUUGCUUGUGAACCUGCGAAUGGAAUCUAUGAUUCUGAAAGAGACUUUCAAUAUUAAGUGGGUUGCUCAGGCAGGACUGGUGGAGAACAUUGAACAAAUCGUCAAGGAAUACAAGCAAAGUCGAGGAUUACUGCCUCUCAAAGUUUGCAUUCAUGGUCCUCCUGGGGUUGGGAAAUCUACCAUUGCUGAAGAGCUCUGCAAACACUACAAGCUACAUCACAUUAAGAUAAAUGAUGUGGUUUCUGAAACAAUAGCAAAUCUGGAGAAAAUUGUGGCUUCUGAAGAACUGGACACUGACAAUGUGGAAGAAGAGGGAGAAGAUGAUAAAGAGGAGGAGGGUAAAAAUGUAGAAGCAGCACACGAGUUAUUAGCUAGAAUAAAAGAAAGCAUGGAGCAGAAUGCAGGUCAUCUAGAUGAUCAGUAUGUUGUUAAAUUUGUGAAGGAUAAGCUCAAAUCUAUGCCUUGUAGGAAUCAGGGAUAUGUUUUAGAUGGGUUCCCGGAGACCUAUGACCAGGCAAAAGAACUUUUUAAUUUGGAAAGUGAAGAUGAACAAGAAGAAAUUAAAGGCAAAAUACCUAAAUGGGAUAAAUUAAUCACACCUG
This is a messenger RNA of Pelecanus crispus (Dalmatian pelican), 961 nucleotides long. NCBI's taxonomy places the organism in Eukaryota, Metazoa, Chordata, Aves, Pelecaniformes, Pelecanidae. The record is from RefSeq and is a predicted model, not a curated record.